Messenger RNA from Pecten maximus, 3503 nucleotides. RefSeq names its product TNF receptor-associated factor 3-like. Gene Ontology annotation, molecular function: zinc ion binding; protein binding. The coding region runs from base 42 to 1307 and encodes 421 amino acids. Gene Ontology annotation, cellular component: plasma membrane signaling receptor complex. The transcript has 8 exons. NCBI's taxonomy places the organism in Eukaryota, Metazoa, Mollusca, Bivalvia, Pectinida, Pectinidae. Gene Ontology annotation, biological process: regulation of apoptotic process; protein K63-linked ubiquitination; tumor necrosis factor-mediated signaling pathway. The record is from RefSeq and is a predicted model, not a curated record.
AUGAACUAAGCUGUGAUUACAAGCCCGUACGGUGUAGCUAUAUGAAUAAUGGAUGUGGUGUACAAACCAUCAGACAGGCAUUGGAGGAACAUUUGAAGGGAUGUGAAUACAGAAUUGUAGUCUGUACAUACUGUGGAGAGGAUGUCAUCUUCAAUCAAAAACAGGAGCAUGAAUCAAUUCAAUGCAGAAAAUUCCCCAUCCCAUGUCCAAACGGCUGUGGUCAUGAGAACCUACCACGAGAUGAGAUGAGAGAGCAUGUAGAGCUAACAUGUCCAAAAAAGCCAAUUCAUUGUAAAUUUGCCAACGUCGGAUGUGAAUUUACUGGAUCACGAGAGGAUGUGAAAACACAUGAAAAGGAGUCUAUUGAUCAUCACCUGCAGCUGACCACUGUGUACACAGCAAGCAUUGACCUCCAGAGUAUGGAGAUCCGGAGGGAAAUACAGGACAUCUCUGCGAGUCGGGACAACUAUAAGAGGACUGUUGACCAAUGUCUGAGGGAAGUGGCUACUGUAAAAGACGGCCUGGAAGUCAGCAAAAUGAACGUUAAGGAUUUGAAGUUAAAAGCUGUUGCUCUCACUGAAAGAGUUAUCCACCUUGAAAGAAGAGUGGAAGACUUGGCAAGGAAAGACACUGUGGAAAAACAAGGCCGUGACAUCCAAACCCUGCGGGAUGGGCAGACCAACAUUUCCGACCGAGUGACACAGAUUGAGCGAAAUGGAGGCGGAGGAGGAAUCGGCAAUGUUGUUAAUCAGGUACAGAAUCACGAGAGACAGAUUGGCCUGAUGGAUGUUCGUCUGGCUGAAUUAGACCUCAGACUCCAGAUUCAUGAGACUGCUUCCUUCAAUGGUGUCUUGAUGUGGAAAAUAAGGGAUUAUGCGAGAAGGAAACAGGAAGCAAUCAAUGGCAGAACCCUUUCAUUGUAUAGUCAGCCUUUCUACACCAGUCAGUUCGGCUAUAAGAUGUGCGCUCGUGUUUAUCUCAAUGGAGAUGGCAUGGGCAAAGGUACACAUAUGUCACUGUUCUUCGUGGUGAUGAGAGGCGAUUUUGACGGUCUUCUUCGAUGGCCGUUCCAGCAGAAGGUGAUUAUGAUGCUGCUUGAUCAGGAAGCCGGAACAAGACACCUAUCGGACACGUUCAGACCGGAUCCCAACAGCAACAGCUUUCGAAAGCCACAAACAGAAAUGAAUAUCGCAUCAGGCUGCCCUCUUUUUGUCUCUCAUACUGUACUGGAAACGAGAACGUAUCUUCAAGAUGACACAAUUUUUAUCAAAAUCGAAGUGGACACUAAUGGCAUUAAUCCUCCCUGACAAAGGCUCGCCCCAUUUCCUUAAGCACGGUGAUUGUGCUAUCUUUGCAGCCUGCGAUAUGGAGGACAUUGAUGAUUAUUGUAAUAAUAGUGGCGGUGUUACUAAAAUAUGCUUAAUCAGUGAAUGUGUGAAAUCUAUCUCUCUUAGUCAGCAAAUUAUGAUCACCUGCAGCAUAUCUUUCAUGUACCACUCUCCAUAUCCAAUUUCACUUUGUCUCCUCCCCAUGUUUCAACACCUGUACCUUCAUGGGAAUUCAUCUUCCAUCAGAGACAAAUAUCUGGCUGUUAAAAGAAAGGAAAUGAGGCGCUUCCAGUUUCCUUCCCGGGCGACUGAUACCUUGACGUGGUUGGGAAGCUUGAUAACCUUCUGUACAUUUAAAAACAGGAUAAUGAGGGUUAUACUAAACACAGUCAAAAAAAUUAUUAAUAAUGUUUUGAAAAAUUCUAGACAAAUUCCCUUUGUGUUCUGUAAUGUCCAUUUACAAUAUACAAUUUUGAAUGAAAUACAUGUUGAAAUAUUUUCAACAAUUACCAUAGUUAUAUAUAUUACAGCUAUGAAUGAAAGUUGUUUUUUUCAACUGUUUGUAAUAGGAAGGAUUGAUGGAAAAUACCCUGCCCAUGCCAGGCUUUGAACUUUCGACCUUUCGCUCUCAAGGCAAACAUCCUAUCACUAGGCUAAAGGGAAAUUCCCACUAGUGUGAGCUAGUAAGGGGACCUCAUUCUCUCUACUUUCACAUGUUUUAUCCCAGUAUUUUUGUUUAAAUGAUAUUUUGGACUGUGUUUUGUAAAAUAAUGACAUACAAUAUGAUCCAGUUUUCUCUCUUACAAACACCAAGCAAAUUUUGACAGGUAUUUGUCGCAGAGCCAAAAUGCACAUGUUCCAUGAAAAUAUGUUUCAAGGAAACACUGGGUGCCACAAAGUUUGUAAUUUGAUUCAAACACAGUGAAUAUUUUGGUUUCAGAGAUAUACAAUGUACUGACACGUUAACAAGACUUUAAUUCUAACAAGAAAAUGUCAAAUCAGGGCAAUAUAUUAACAAAAAAUAAAGAUUGCAUGGAGAUCCUUGAAACGUUACUGCCAAAGUAAGACCAGCAGGCCUGCUUUCAUGAAACUUCUCAUGCUCAAGUACACAUUUUGUGCUCUGGCUAUUUUUGGUGAUGAAUCUAAUACAGACAUAUCUCGAUCGACAUUUUUUCAAUAAUUUGAAGGAAUUUAUGAAAGACUUCAGGUGAGAUAUGCUUUUUGAUGUUUAUAUUUUUUUUCUUUAAAACUGUUACUUCAUGAUUUAAGUGAGUUUAAAGAAAGUUGAAUUGAGCACAGAAUUCAUAUUUUUUGCAUGGAAAUGGUUUCAUGAAUGUGGCCCCAGGUGUUCCAAAAGAUCCUUAGCAUUUUUUUACUUCAUCUACGACACCUGCCAUGCAAAUCUUUGUCAUAUCUGGGUUAAGUCAUAUUCUCAAACUGUGAACUACAAUGUAGGUCGGUGACAAUUAAGACACAGUACAUUUACAAAAAUAGAAUUCACAUUCUGAAACCUUUAGAUCAGCAACACUUGUGUCUAUGAUACGUUGUUUUGUAAUUAGAAAAUAGCAUGAAACACAAAUGCUGAAGGAAGACAAUCUUUGACUUAAAAUUGCCAUGACUUUGAUACCUAUACAUGUUUUGCCUCCGAAUCGACAUCUACCUGUCAAAAUAACAAAAAAAAUUAUUGUCUGAUGUUAAAGCAAGAGUAAAUUGUGCCACUGUAUGAUUCAUGGGUAUAUGAGUAUGAAGGUUUUGUACAGAAUUUUCACAGGGCUCAGCCAAAUUUCUGACAAUACCCCAACAGUAAGGUGUUCAUACUCCCCAUACCAACAUGAUGUUUUCAUCUUCCAAGCCAUUGACAAGGUAAUUAUCAGUAUAUCAGCUGGAAACGCCUCAUUUCUGUCUGUCAUUAUGAAAUCCUCCUGUUAUGCAGGAUAUAUCGCCCAAUAUCAAAUAUUAUACAAAUCACAUCAGUAGCAGCUUUUUUUGAGAGAUUAAAACAAAGCCAAAUGCCCGUGUUGUGGGUUACCUGAUCAACUUGCUGUCUCAGAGAGAUCAUUUCAUAUAACAAUUGAGAAUGUAUAUAUAUUAAUUAAGAUAAAAUGAUUGAAGUUUUGCUAAAUAUUGUGUAAUUAUACAGUGUAUCACAAAGGAAAGUGAACCGAUAGCCCUGAG